AUGGCCUACAGUCGAAACGUUGUCCACUUCCUAGAAGCAAUGAAUUUGGUCUAUGGGCCGAUCGAGACCCUAUCAGAAGAAGCGGCUCGGUCGUGGAAGGCCCCAAACAAGCCCGGCGCCGGUGGCCAUCGGGGCCGGUACCUGUGGACGGACGCAUUUGGUCUUGUCAAUCUCAUUACCCUUUCCAAGGAGACGUCUUCCCCCAUCUACCUGACCCUGGCCAAGCAGCUCGCCAAGACAGUUCACGACGUGCUGGGCCGCACGCGGGACGGCACCGCCCGGCUGCCGCGAGCCACCGACGCGGAGCCACUCAAGGGCGGCCUCCGGAUCGGCAAGGCCUCGGCGCACGGCAGCGACUGCGACGGGCAAUACCACCACUAUCUAACACUGUGGAUGUUUGCGCUAGAUCGCCUGGCCCUGGCGACGGGCGAAGCAGAGUACAGCCGGCUCGCGGUGCAGCUCGCCAAGGCGAUCCAUCCGCAUUUCGUCAUUAAGCGGGAUGGGCAGCCGGCGACCCGCAUGGUGUGGAAGGUGUCGACCGACAUGCGAGAGGUCCUCGUCCCAUCUCAGGGCCAUCUCGAUGCGGCAACGGGGUAUGUCGUAUACCGGCUCUUGCAGCGGACAGCGGAGCAAAUGCAGGGUUUGUUGGGAGCGCUCAGCAGCGAGAUCGCAGACCAUCGGAACUUGAUGGGAACAGACACCAGCAUGCGGGCCAGCCGCGACCCGCUGGACCUCGGCAUGGGCUUGUGGAUGUGCCAUUUCUUCCGCGACGAGGAGUGGGCGGCGGAGCUGGGCAACAAGAGUCUUGAAAUGGCGAGAACCAUGCUCGACGAGAAGAAAGGGCUGAUGUCGCGGGACCAUGCACAUCGGCUGGCGUUCCGAGAAUUUGGGACAUGUUUGGGACUGGAGUGUUAUGGGGCGGAUGAGAAGCUCGGGCAGGGUGUGGAGGCUAUUGUUAACUUUUGGACGACCUACCUCGAAGAGUCGACGGACGAGGAUCUGCGCCCUAUCACCCUCGUCAUGUAUGCUGCGGCACUGAUACCUGGAGGUAAGUCAGUAUGGCAAAGCGCAGCGAAACGCAGCUUUCCAGCAAUCUUUGCGCGUGGAGGCACAUCCAAUGGCCUCGUAAUCCACGCACACGACUUGCCGCCCAGAUCUGAAUGGCACCGGGACGGGACCCUGGAUCUCGCAGGCAACUGCGGCAACAUGUCAUCCGUUGUCGGCCCGAUCAGUUUCGAUGAGGGUCUUGUCAAGACGCCGGAGCUAGGGUCCGAUUCAGAAACAGGAUUCCAAACCGCUACUGUUCGUAUCUUCAACAGAAACACGUCCAAGAUCAUUCGCUCAAGCUUCCAUGUCGCUGGCGAGCCUCCCAGCUAUUGCCCCGAAGGGGAUUACGAGAUGGAUGGCGUACCCGGCAAGUACUCCAAGAUUGUACUCAGUUUCCUCAACCCCGGUGGCGCCAGGACCGGUCGAACGUUACCCACGGGCAAUCCGGUUGACACGCUUGCCCUGCCGGACGGCACCGCGGUCGAAGCAUCUCUCGUUGAUGUGUCUAACCCGGGGGUUUUCGUUCGCAUCUCUGACCUAGGCAUCCAAAACCCUGAAUCUCUCACUCCAGCCGCAAUCGAGGUAGACGCAGCGCUCAAGGCCCGUCUCGAGACCAUCCGCCAGGCCGGCGCUGCGAUGAUGGGUCUCGAUCCCAAAACGGAGAGCGUACCCAAGAUUGUCCUCGUGUCUCCGCCGGACAGCCCGGGUGUCAACAUCAAGUGUCUAGCUCUGUCAAUGGGCCAGGCCCAUAAAGCCGUGCCCCUGACGCUUGCCCUCUGUCUAGGUGCUGCUGCCAGGCUGCCGGGGACAAUACCCCAUCAGCUCUCUACCGGCAUGCAUGGACGGGAUAGCAUUGUCAUUGCGCAUCCAAGCGGCAAGCUGGAGGUUGGCACCACCAUACAAGACGGUGAAGUUUCCUCGGCCGAGUUGCAUCGGACUGCCCGCGUGCUGAUGAAGGGCGAGGUUUUCUAUUGA
Molecule: messenger RNA, 2022 nt
Organism: Canariomyces notabilis
Lineage: Eukaryota; Fungi; Ascomycota; Sordariomycetes; Sordariales; Chaetomiaceae
Product: DUF453-domain-containing protein
Exons: 3
Coding region: 1-2022 (673 amino acids)
Biological process (GO): carbohydrate metabolic process
Source: RefSeq, a predicted model, not a curated record